AUGGCAAGCAAAACUGUUGUCUCAAUCUUCUUAAUCCUUUCCCUUUGUGCUGCCACUUUUGCCACUCAAGGAGUCGCUCAUACACAAACGCCACCAACGGUUCCAGGAUUCUUCCUACCAGGUUCACCUAUUGAUCUUGUAAAAUGUUGGUCGUCUCUCUUCAGCGUGGAAGGAUGUGUGCUCGAAAUCUCCAAAUCAAUUUUCUCCGGAAAAUUCGAAAAUGUUCAAGCCGCAUGUUGCAAAGCGUUUUCGACCUUGGAUGCUAACUGCUGGCCUCAUAUGUUUCCAUUGAAUCCUUUCUUCCCUCCUCUCCUCAAGGAUACAUGCGCUCACAUUGUCCCUGGCUCCCCUACACACACUUAA
This is a messenger RNA of Capsella rubella, 363 nucleotides long. RefSeq lists its product as uncharacterized. Lineage: Eukaryota; Viridiplantae; Streptophyta; Magnoliopsida; Brassicales; Brassicaceae. The record is from RefSeq and is a predicted model, not a curated record. Gene Ontology annotation, biological process: regulation of double fertilization forming a zygote and endosperm; regulation of protein localization to cell surface; double fertilization forming a zygote and endosperm. Gene Ontology annotation, cellular component: vesicle; extracellular region. Bases 1 to 363 code for a protein of 120 amino acids. The transcript has a single exon.